Dentiscutata erythropus is the source of this 648-nucleotide messenger RNA. The record is from the annotation of a GenBank genome assembly. NCBI's taxonomy places the organism in Eukaryota, Fungi, Glomeromycota, Glomeromycetes, Diversisporales, Gigasporaceae.
AAAAAUAAGGACACUUCGGAAAACGCAUUCAAUAAAGCAUUAGAUAAUUAUUUAAAAAAUGAUGCAAACAUCAUAGCUACAUCCGAACAUUAUACAAAUAUUCUUGUCAAGCAACUUUCAUUACCAUUAAAAUUCUACGAAUGGGUUCUUAUAAAUUUUGGUGUGGAUUCUCAAAUUACAGUGCGCUGCUUCGAAGAUAUUCUAGGGGUACGUGCUAGUAUCGAUUUACAACUCCAAGAAACUCCUAAUAUAGAGAUCCCUAUUGGAAUGAAUAAGCACAAAUUUCAUGCAACUUGUAAUAUUUUUAAAAUUUAUUGUAAUGCUAAGAACUUUUACAAACCAUCACAUUUAAAUAUAAUUUCGCAAUGUACCAGUACAGAAAUUCUAGCACCAUUAUUUAAACAUUAUUUACCAGCAUUAUUUAAUUUACAAAUUACUUUCGAAUUACCGAUGCAGAUUAUUGAGAUCAUAAAUAGUACAGAUAAUCAUUAUCAGAGUACAUUUUCAAAACUUAAUGCUAAAAUAAAUAGAGAUAGAUAUAUAUUAGAAGAGUGGAAUCAAACGUUACAUAAUGCAUAUUUGAACAAUAUAAACAAUUCAACAAAUGCAUUUCAAAAUUACCUUCGUGAAUUUAUAGAGCUUUGUUAA